This is a messenger RNA of Molossus molossus (Pallas's mastiff bat), 4762 nucleotides long. It is a transcript of the gene VAV3, whose product is annotated as vav guanine nucleotide exchange factor 3. The record is from RefSeq and is a predicted model, not a curated record. Gene Ontology annotation, cellular component: plasma membrane; cytoplasm. NCBI's taxonomy places the organism in Eukaryota, Metazoa, Chordata, Mammalia, Chiroptera, Molossidae. The coding region runs from base 273 to 2816 and encodes 847 amino acids. Gene Ontology annotation, molecular function: protein binding; guanyl-nucleotide exchange factor activity. Gene Ontology annotation, biological process: cell migration; intracellular signal transduction; regulation of GTPase activity. The transcript is spliced from 27 exons.
AAGCCUGUGCGCGGCCGCCGCCGCCGAGCCGGCCGAGGCGCACAGAGCGCGCGGGACUCACUGCAGCGGCGGCCGGGCGGCGGCGGACCGGGGCUUGGAGCGAGCCGAACCCCGCGGGGGGCCCCCCGUCCCCGGGCCACGGCGCCGGCUCCCUCGCACCCUCUCAGGGAAGGGGACGGCCCGGCUGGCGUCGGCGGGGCGCGCAGGAACCGCAGCGGCGGCCGCAUCCUCGCCGCCUGCCCGGGCCGGGCCGCGUCCCUGAGCCGUCGGGCAUGGAGCCGUGGAGGCAGUGCGCCCAGUGGCUCAUCCAUUGCAAGGUGCUGCCCGCCAACCACCGGGUGACCUGGGACUCGGCGCAGGUGUUCGACCUGGCGCAGACCCUCCGCGAUGGAGUCCUUCUCUGCCAGCUGCUCAACAACCUCCGGGCGCGCUCCAUCAACCUGAAGGAGAUCAACCUGAGGCCACAGAUGUCCCAGUUUCUCUGUUUGAAGAACAUCCGGACAUUCCUCACGGCCUGUUGCGAGACGUUUGGAAUGAGAAAGAGUGAACUCUUUGAGGCGUUUGACCUGUUUGAUGUCCGUGACUUUGGAAAGGUGAUAGAAACAUUAUCUCGACUUUCUCGAACACCUAUAGCGUUGGCCACCGGAGUCAGGCCCUUCCCGACAGAAGAAAGCGUUAAUGAUGAAGACGUCUACAAAGCCCUUCCUGACUUAAUAGAUGAAACGCACGUGGAGGAUGAAGAGGGCCUGUAUGACUGUGUCUACGGGGAAGACGAAGGUGGAGAAGUCUACGAGGACUUAAUGAAAGCGGAGGAAGCACAUCAACCCAAGUGUCCAGAAAAUGACAUACGAAGUUGCUGCCUAACAGAAAUUAAGCAGACGGAAGAAAAAUAUACAGAAACAUUGGAAUCAAUAGAAAAAUACUUCAUGGCCCCGCUGAAACGGUUUCUGACAGCAGCAGAGUUUGAGUCUGUCUUCAUCAACAUUCCUGAACUUGUAAAAGUUCAUCGGAGCCUAAUGCAAGAAAUUCAUGAUUCCAUCGUAAAUAAGAAUGACCAGAACUUGUAUCAAAUUUUCAUUAACUACAAGGAAAGGUUGGUUAUUUAUGGGCAGUACUGCAGUGGAGUGGAGUCGGCCAUCUCUAAUUUAGACAACAUUUCUAAGACGAAAGAAGACGUCAAACUGAAAUUAGAGGAAUGUUCCAAACGAGCAAAUAAUGGCAAGUUCACUCUUAGAGAUCUGCUUGUGGUUCCGAUGCAGCGCGUUUUAAAGUAUCACCUUCUCCUCCAGGAACUGGUCAAGCAUACCACUGACCCCACAGAGAAGGCGAAUCUGAAACUGGCUCUUGAUGCAAUGAAGGACUUGGCACUAUAUGUGAACGAAGUGAAGAGAGAUAAUGAGACCCUGCGUGAAAUUAAACAGUUUCAGCUGUCUAUAGAAAAUCUGAACCAACCAGUUUUGCUCUUUGGACGGCCUCAGGGAGAUGGUGAAAUUCGAAUAACCACUUUGGACAAGCAUACGAAACAAGAAAGGCACAUCUUCUUAUUCGACUUGGCAGUGAUUGUAUGCAAAAGAAAAGGUGAUAACUAUGAAAUGAAGGAAAUAAUAGAUCUUCAGCAGUACAAAAUAGCCAACAAUCCUACAACUGAUAAAGAAAAUAAAAAGUGGUCUUAUGGCUUCUACCUCAUCCAUACCCAAGGACACAAUGGGUUAGAAUUUUAUUGCAAAACAAAAGAUUUAAAGAAAAAAUGGCUGGAGCAGUUUGAAAUGGCUUUAUCUAACAUAAGGCCCGACCAUGCCGACUCCAAUUCCCACGAGUUCCGGAUGCACACCUUCAGCCGGGUCACCUCCUGCAGGGCCUGCCAGAUGCUUCUCCGAGGAACAUUCUAUCAAGGCUAUUUAUGUUUUAAGUGUGGCGCUAGAGCACACAAAGAAUGCUUAGGACGAGUGGACACCUGUGGCCGAGUUAAUUCUGCAGAACCAGGGCCGCUCAAAGCACCGGAGAAACGAACCAAUGGACUGCGAAGAACGCCCAGGCAGGUGGACCCAGGUUUGCCAAAGAUGCAGGUCAUUAGGAACUAUGCUGGGACGCCACCCCCUGCGCUUCACGAAGGACCCCCAUUGCACAUCCAGGCUGGGGACACCGUUGAACUUCUGCAGGGAGAUGCACACAGUCUGUUUUGGCAGGGUAGAAAUUUAGCAUCUGGAGAGGUUGGAUUUUUUCCAAGUGAUGCUGUCAAGCCUUGCCCAUGUGUGCCCAAACCAGUAGAUUAUUCUUGCCAACCUUGGUACGCUGGGGCUAUGGAAAGACUGCAGGCAGAGACUGAGCUUAUUAAUAGGGUAAAUAGUACUUACCUGGUGAGGCAGAGGACCAAAGAGUCGGGAGAAUAUGCGAUUAGUAUUAAGUACAAUAAUGAAGCAAAGCACAUCAAGAUUGUAACAAGAGAUGGCUUAUUCCACAUUGCAGAAAAUAGAAAAUUUAAAAGUUUAAUGGAACUUGUGGAGUAUUACAAGCAUCAUUCCCUUAAAGAAGGGUUCAGAACCUUAGAUACGACUCUCCAGUUUCCGUACAAAGAGCCAGAACAUUCCGCCGGACAGAGGGGGCCCAGAGCAGGCAACAGCUUGCUGAGCCCGAAGGUGCUGGGCAUCGCCAUCGCGCGCUACGACUUCUGCGCCAGGGACAUGCGGGAGCUGUCCCUGCUGAAAGGGGACGUGGUGAAGAUUUACACGAAGAUGAGCGGGAACGGCUGGUGGAGAGGAGAAGUGAACGGCAAGGUGGGCUGGUUUCCAUCCACGUACGUGGAAAUGGAUGAGUAGACGCCGAUCCAGCGUUGCCCCGGCACCAGAAACUUCCGAGAAGGGACCCCGGGAGCCUGCACGGCGCGUGAAGGAACCGGUGGUUCAAAGGCUGCAUUUCCGGCUAUUCCACGUCCUCCCUCCUAAGUCUUAAUCCUGGGGUCUGAAUGCUGGUGCCGACAGGUGAAGGGCUCGCCUGCGGCUGGGCAGGGUGGCCCACCAGCAGCCGCUGCCAGGACCCGGCCGAGCCAGACGCCUUCCCCCCCGGAGAGCCUGCAAACACAUCGGCCGUCUUCCUUCUCCACCCGGUCCGACGCCGUGACUGCCCACCCUCGGCGAACGUCGACCACGUGUCUCCUCUCACAUGCCACUCGCCAGAACCCUUUUAUGGUACAAAGAAACAGGAGUUUGAUUUUGCCUUUCCCAGCACCAACAGAAGGAGCCCCGCCGACCGGCAGCCCGCUGGGGGGACCCGCACGCCGCGUCUGGAGUGGCUUCUCAAGGUGCCUCGUUGCCCGCCGACACUUUGAUUCAGUUAUUCAUUCGAUGUCCUGACCAUAUUUGCAAGUCGCUUUAUAAAAAGAAAAAAGUACAGAAAAGAGUGUCUUCCCAUGGAGCCCUCCCCGCCUUGUGAUGCCACGGGGUUACUCUGGAAAUGCCGCCUCCCUCUGAAAUCAGCUCGGCCUCGCAAGGAGCCGAGGGAGGGGCGGUACCUGCAGACGCAGGUCUGGGGCUGUCACUUUAGAGAAGCAGCAUCUGUUAACACCCCCAAAGGAUGUAGUUGUAGUUGCUGAUUUUUUUCUUUUCCUGGAAAAACGAGUGGCACGAACAAGUUUGUUGAGGAUUUUGGAAGGAAAGCGAGGCUGGGCCCUGUAUGCAUUUCUGGGACGGGAGGGUCACUAAGGUGUCCCGGUUCCUCAGUGUGGGCCCCCGGCUUGGUGCCGAGGGUCUCCCCAGCAGCAGGCCCUUUCUAUUGGGAAGAUCAGUUUUUUCAGUGGAUUUGACCAAACCUUCACUUUUUUGUGUGAUAUGUUCUCCCUGUGAAACAGAGGCCCCGGGCAAGCCAGUCCGGUUAAGACACUAGCGUGGCCCUGUCCUGAUGAAAUCAUUUUUGCCGUAGCAGAAUCACGUUCAGGCGGGGUUCUGACGGCUCGUGGUCGAAGAAAACAAAACAUUAGAAGCACGACCGUGAUAGGGCCAAACUAGGAGCACUCAGUUCGAGACUGCAGAUCACGGCCGGGGGGUCGCCGCCACUCCCCACCCGCGCGAUUCCAGACUUGACCUGCGGGGCUGCCUCCCCCGUAGAGCCCCCAUGGCUAGGCCUCCUCAGUUAGGGUGGGUUCAGGACCUUUACCUCAGAAUUAUGUAAACUGUGAUUGUGUUUUAGAAAAAUUCUUUGCUAAACCAGUUAGGUGUUUGUUUUUUGUUUUUGUAUAUGUGUAAAUGAUCAUGGAAAUGAAUUUUAUAAAGCAUUCUGUAAUUCUGUACAGUGAAGUUGUAUCCUCACGGAGACUCCUGGAGCAGAUUCUUCCCUGAAGUCUUCCAGUCCAGGCCUCUGGGAUGUGUUGUCUGUUACCGUCUGUUACCGAGAAAACUGUCACACACUGAGACACGCCUGCGUGGGGAAUAGCAGCUUGUACUGUUGUUUUGAUAGUUAUUUUAGCUACUAGACUUCCUUCCUUAUCAGUGGUGUUUAGUCUUCCUGUUGCAUUUCAUGGACCUGGGAGGAGGGUCCCUGCAGAGGAUAUUAGAGCCCCUUUUUGUGAUGUUACCGAUGACGUCUUGGUCUGUGUUUGAUACUUUGUACUGGGAACUUUCAAUGCUGCGGAUUUGUGUAGAUUGAUAACACCAAAGACAGAAGUAAAUGUCUCCCAUAUACUUUGUCUUUCCACUGUGCUGCCUUGUGUAACAGUGAGUCAGAGUGUAUUUCACUUUGUGUAUUUUGUAAAUAUGUCAAUAUAAUAAAU